Archocentrus centrarchus (flier cichlid) is the source of this 1422-nucleotide messenger RNA. Its product is annotated as basement membrane-specific heparan sulfate proteoglycan core protein-like. Gene Ontology annotation, biological process: immune response; cell surface receptor signaling pathway. Gene Ontology annotation, molecular function: transmembrane signaling receptor activity. Gene Ontology annotation, cellular component: external side of plasma membrane. The coding region runs from base 1 to 1422 and encodes 473 amino acids. NCBI's taxonomy places the organism in Eukaryota, Metazoa, Chordata, Actinopteri, Cichliformes, Cichlidae. The transcript has 7 exons. The record is from RefSeq and is a predicted model, not a curated record.
AUGCGGAGCCGUUACCAAGACGGUAAACCCAGGGCCACACUGACAACAGUAACAACAAUCAUACCAGUAGGGGGCAGUGUGACACUGACCUGCUCUGUGGGGAGAUCUGCUGAGUGGAAAUAUGAGUGGUUCAGACGCACCCAAAGAACCACUGAAGUUCAAAUCAGAAGAGAUGAUCAACCAAACAGAGUUAUCAGAGUAUCUCAAGGAGGAAUCUACAGCUGCAGAGGAAUAAUAAGACACCGACAUUACAUUUAUGAAAGUGAUGAAGUCAUCAUUGAGAUAACCUUUUCCAAUAAAGUUGCUGUAAAACAACAACAACACAACUGGCCUCAGAUAUUCAGCGGUGAGACGAUCACUCUGACAUGUGAGGUGCAGGAAGGAGGUGAACCCACUGAGUGGGAGUAUGGAUGGAGAGGACCCAGGCAAACCACACAGUGGACACACAAUAAUUCUUUGACAUUCAGAGUUUCUGAGUCCAGCAGUGGAGACUACAUGUGUAAGAGUCGACGCAGAGAUGACUCAUAUUCUUCAACAGAGUGGAGUGAAGCCUUCACACUGUCAGUAACAACAGGUAAACCCAGAGCCACACUGACACUACAAAGCUCAAUCAUACCAGCAGGGGGCAGUGUGACCCUGAGCUGCUCUGUGGAGGGCUCUGCUGGCUGGAAGUUUGACUGGUUCAGACGUGAUUCAGUCUCUACUGAAGCUCAGCUCAUGAGAGGAAAUGAAGCAAAGAGAGAUAUUAGAGUCUCACAAGGAGGUCUGUACCACUGCAGAGGAGGGAGAGGAGAUCCAGCUUUCUUCUCUGAGGACAGCAAUGAAGUCACUGUGGAGGAAACUCUGUCAAACAAAGCUGUUGUGACUCUGCAUCCAAACUGGCCUGAGAUAUACAGAGGAGAGACGAUCACUGUCAGAUGUGAGAUCCAUGGAGGAGACACUGAGUGGGAUUAUGAAUGGAAAACAAGCAGCUACAGAAAACCUGAAAAUCAAAAUGAAUACAGGAUUAGACCUGCUACAACAAUCAACAGUGGAAACUACCGCUGUAAGGGCCGAAUGAAAAGUUCACAGCAUAAAACAACAGAGUGGAGUGAUUCAGUCACACUGACAGUUUCUGACAAUAAACCAAAGGCUGAACUGAGAGCUGAUAACACAGCUGUUCCAGUAGGGGGCAGUGUGACCCUGACCUGCUCAGUGAGAUCAUCAUCUGGAUGGAAAUACUACUGGUACAGAGAUGAGAAACACUCUGAACCUCUGACCACACAAGAUGCAGUUUUCCUCUCAAAUGGACAAAUCAGAGUCUCACAGGAAGGACUCUACAGGUGCAGAGGAGGAAGAGGAGACCCAGUUUACUACACAGAGGACAGUCAGUCAGUCUGGAUUGGGAAAACUGGUGAGUUUGGAUUCAACACACAGUGUUGA